This is a messenger RNA of Chironomus riparius, 1485 nucleotides long. The record is from the annotation of a GenBank genome assembly. Lineage: Eukaryota; Metazoa; Arthropoda; Insecta; Diptera; Chironomidae.
AAUCAAUCGAAAGGAACAGUCCUAAUUAUCAACACAGCAUGAUGAGUUUAAAGCUUGUAAUUUUUUCGGUGUUUCUGGCAUCAACUUUGGCUGGAAAGUUUUGUGAAGACUUAAUUUGUGAAGACGAUUCAGAUUAUCCUUUGGACGAUUUGAAUAGCUUAGAAUUGUGGAAGUAUAAAUUUCCACAACAAAAAGUUGACGAUCAAAAAAGGCACAAAAGAGAUGAACAAGACACAUAUGAGACAGAAUUGUGUCAUUCUAUAAAAAAGACAAUACAUCCAAAAAAAUUAAAUAACCUUUUAAAUAAGCCACAAGUAGUUGUGAAUCAUGGAAAUUACACUCAAACUUUGAGAAUCGAGGAAUGUUCAAAUCCAAGGUCAUCAUGCGAUUUGGAUACUUUUCCAAAUACUGCUUCGACAAAAACUAUGUGUGUUCAAAAGCAUAUGGAAAUCAGUUUAUGGACAUUUAGAGAUCAAAACAGGAGCUUAGCACAGGAGACUUUCUACUAUCCAUCAUCGUGCAAUUGCGCAAUGUUUAAGAAAAAAAUAGAAGAAUAAAGAAUUAAAGUCUACAAGAUUUACAACCUUUUAAUGAUAAUUAUAGUUGAUGUUCCUAUUUUACGUGUAAACUUAGAAUUUCCUAUUUUAUUGCUGUUCUACCUAAAGAUUCAAUUUCCAAACGAUUAAUUUUCAUUGCCUGACUGUAAUUUUAGUUUUAUUCUGCAAAUUUUUUUAACAUAUAAUCACUGAAAUUGGCACUUCAUUUAACUUCCUGACAAUGAAUUGCCUGUUAAAUCUUGAAUUUCUUUUAUUUGGCUUAGAAUGAUUUAGAUUGCAGUUAUAAUUGCACUCAAAAUGCAUAAUCAGCAUGAAAAAGGCUAAAAUUGCACAUCCUGGCAAUGAUGAAUAAUUCUCAAAAUUAUUUUUAAGCUUUACAUCCACUGAAUUACAUGAGCAUUAAGAAUUUUAACGAAAAACUAUUCAGCUUCCUUCGCAUGCAUUCCUCGCAAUAGCAAGCAACUUAAUAAAAACUUCUCCAGCCAAGUACGUUUAUGCUCAUGUCUUAAACUUGUAUUUUAUUAUAUUUUCAUUAUCAUAAGAGUGUCUUGGAGUUCUCUUGAAGGAGAUAUUUGUUAUGUAUACAUAGCAACAUGUAAUAAAAAGUUUAUUGAACCUUUUUUUCCUUUCCUUUCUGCUUACUCUCAUCUCAUCUCAUAAUUUUCCAUUUUUCUCCACUUGCUUGAGCAAUGAUGUAAUUUUUUUUACUCAACUCGGUCUGUAUACGAUAACAAGAUGACAUGCAAGAGGGAAAAUUUGUUGUUUUUUGGGGGGAAACUUUGUAUGAGCACUAACAAAAAAAAAGUUUUUAUGGGAAAGUUUCUUGUAAUUUUUGUGGUUAUUAAUUAAAAUAUUUUUUUGUUAUUUCUGUUUUUGUAAAUUAAGCAUCUGCUUAAUUAAAUGAAUAUUAAAAGUUUCUCGUAAUCAA